CUGUCAUUCUUUAAUGAGUCUGCAGAGCAAAAAGUUGGCAGUAAAUAUUUAAAUGAACAUCGCUACAAUUUUGUGCUAUAUAAAUACCCUACUCUACCUAAUCUAACUCUCUUUCUUAGGCCGUUUUUAUUUGGUUUGCUGUCUGCAACUUCAAAGCCUCAGAAGUUACUUCUAAUUGUACAAGCCUUUAUAGCUCAUAAUGAUCCCAAUACUAAUAACAUAAUCAUUCAAGAUGAUACCCAACAAGUAUCAGAUGAAGAACGCGACUUUACUAAUAUCAAUGAUACUACCUUUUUUCCAGCAGGAGAGAUGGAUAAACUCCCCACUAAAAUUUACAAAGAAAAUGCAAUUCCCAACGAAACGCGUCAACGCCUUUUACAAACCUUUCCCAGAAAUGCAAACAUUAAAUUUACACCCCCACCUAUGGACAAGCAAUUACUCAAACGUAUGUCAAGGAAGGCAAAAGAAGUGGAUAAAACCUUACAAAAAAUAUCUUAUCAUUACUCUUCUGCUCUCAGACCUUUGGACAAUGCUAUUCGCACACUGUAUCAAACAAAACCUGAUGCGCAAAACAAGCAGGCUCUGGAAACAUGGGAAUAUAUGGAGUUAUCUCUGCUUUCCACCAGAACACUUAUUUUGGAUUCAUUAUCUUUUACAGAUGAUCAAAGACAAGAACACGAUGUUAUUAAGGAAAAGAAUGAAGAAACUAAGUUCUUCAACGAUGCUCUGUGGCAGAAUAGACGAGCACAAAACCUUCAUCCAGGAAAUAAGAGAAGCUCAUCUCAACAAAAUUAUUCAAAUAAAGAAAGGUUCUAUCAUCAACGAGUCCCAACCUCAAUCACAUCAAUAAAGAACACAGUAGGCACAAGAUUAUGCUAUUUUCACUCAAAAUGGGCCAGGACAGUUGGCGACUCGUGGAUACUAAAUAUAUUAAAAAAUGGAUACGAACCAAUUUGGCAAACAGUACCACCAAGAAUAUGCCAAACACUGUCCAACCAAACAUAUUCACAUCAGGAAAGAUCGGCAUUAGAAUUAGAAAUCAACAAUCUAUUGGCCCAAGGGGUUAUAACCAAGAUCUCUUUAGAUGAACUACUUGCGAUCUCUAAAUUCAUUUGUACUACAUCAAAGAUUCAAGAUGAAAGGAAUCCAGUUAGUAAAGACACUACUAAAACCAAAGGAUUACAUAACAAAGAUAGAUAUAAAGAACGCUUUUUAUCACAUCCCAUUAGCUUAUUCGUCAAGCAUCUGAGAGCUCAGGGGAUCAGAUUAAUCAUCUACUUAGAUGACAUCAUAAUAAUGGCAGAGUCAAAAAAGCAAGCUAUAGAGCAUGCCAAGAAAGUUUGUGAACUCAACCAACAUGUCUCUCAAGAUUCCAACGAAAAAAAUCAAAGAUAUCAUUCAAGAAUGCAAGAAACUGAAGGCUACGAAAGCAGUCCACAUUCGCAAGCUGGCAGCCUUAUUAGGCAGGAUGAACGCUAUAGCAGAAGCCCUUUUACCAGUAAAGCUCUUUUCAAGAGCUUUACUCAGAGACAAGAACAGAGCUCUGAGAUGCCAGGGUUGGAAUGCGAGGGUAGCACUAUCAGCAGAGAGCAAGAAACAAUUAGAGUGCUGGAUAAAAAACCUUACAAAAUGGAAUGGAAGAAAAAUCACAUUCGACGACCACUCCACAACAGGAAAAACAAGACAGAAACAUAUCAAUUAUCUGGAACUCCUAGCUGUAAAGAAAGCGCUAGACAAAUGGAAGCAUAUAAACAACCAAACCAUCCUCAUUCGAAAAUCGAUAUGGUUAGAAUGUAUCAAACGCCAGGUGAAUCUGAGAGCGGAACAUAUUCCAGGACGACUCAACACACUAGCAGACCAGGCAUCACGGAAACAGACCCGAAGGCCUUAGCCACAGAUGCUCUUCGAGUUCCAUGGAAGGGUUGGAAUAUUUUGGCAAACCCAUCAUGGGUCCUCCUACCCAAAGUACUACACAAGGAACUCAGUGGAACAAACCAACAACUACGAUCAGUUCAAACGAGUGAACAGGCUAUCGAACUUUACAUCACAGCAUAUGACAAGGAUGCUUCGAAGACGAUAUCUUCAAAUAUUAAAAAAUGGAUACAUUGGUGUAGUGAAAGGCAAACUGAUCCCAUUACUUGCAGUAUAAAUUACAUAAUCGAAUUCUUUGACAACCAAGUAAAGGCAGGAAAGGCAUACAACACAAUUGCUGGAUACAGAUCCGCAAUUAGUGAAAUACAUGAUUGGAUUGAUAAUUUCCCAAUUUGUUCACACCCUACAAUAAUCAAGGCAAUGAAAGGAGUUUACAACACCAACCCUCCUCCUUUAUAUAAUGAUGACGUGGUCGACCUUGUCUCAUCUUUUGACAAAAUUCGUUCAUUCGACGAUAAUGAGAAGAUGAACAUAUUAUUACUGUUACAGAAGGUCGCAUUUCUCCUAGCAAUCACUACGGCUUGUCGCCUCUCAGAUUUAUCCAGAAUUGAUAUUACUUCUCAAGUACAAACAGAGCACAGCAUGAUGUUUAAUAUUAAGAACCCCAAGGAACAUAAAAUUUCAAUCGCUCAUGGCAGCAACAAAUCACAAAUCAAAAGAGUAUACAUAGGGAACUAUGAAGAACUACCAGAAAUCUCACCACUAAAUGCUGUUAACACACUUCUUAAACAUACUAAUGCCUGGCGAAUUACGAAGGAACAGAGAGAGCACUUAUUCCUAAUUUCAACGAACACCCAUUUCUCUGCCUCAGUAGAUACGAUUGCAAGAUGGAUUAAGGAAAUUUUAAAAGAAGCAUCACCAGACCUAAAGGCCAAGGAUGCAAGAUCGGUAGCAGCAUUUUACACUCAGAAUUCAG
Molecule: messenger RNA, 2848 nt
Organism: Cetraspora pellucida
Lineage: Eukaryota; Fungi; Glomeromycota; Glomeromycetes; Diversisporales; Gigasporaceae
Source: the annotation of a GenBank genome assembly